GCGGAGCUUCGCGGAUCGGCUUCGAUCCGUUUUCGUGAUUGAGCCAUGGGCCGCGUCUUUGCGGCGCUGAACGAGCCGAGAGAGCACUGCGCCUUUGUGAUCGCGCGGCACGACAAGCACGGCUACCUCCUCUUGUUGAAAGACGUGGACCAGAAGCGCUAUGAGUUGCCUGUGGGCCGCUUUGUGCAUAGCGAGGUCAAAGGAGAGGAGUACUACGAGGCAGCGAAGGAGGCGGCGAUUCAGGGCCUCCUGGCGCACACGGGCCUCGACUUCCGAAAGCGGCCCGGGCGGCUGAGGCACAUGCGCUUCCCCGCGCAGGUCCAGGAGAAGAUGGGCAAGAGCAGCUUUUUUGAAGUGGUGCUUACGGACGCGGACUCGCUCCACAGCUACAAUCACAACGUCUUGACCAACUCCUUGUCGGGGGAGCCCAAAUUUCUGCUCCGCAUAUCUCAGGACCACGUGGGCUUCACCUUCCAGCGCGACUUGCAGAACGCCGCCGCGGCCCUGCAGAGCUCCGGGAGGAGAGUGGCCAAGGCGCUGCUCGCCUCUUCAGCGGUGUACACCCCGCAGAACUGCUGCUUCGCGGGGAUUUGCAACAUCCUGGGCUGGUACCUCUGGUCGGGCCAAGAGAUCCCCAAGACGGCGGACGCCUGGAAGGACGCGGGCUUCACCUUCCGGCCGCCGCCCGUGUGGCUGCUUUGAGAUCGACGGGAAGUCUUUCGCGCGGCCGGAGGAAAAAUUCCCGCCGGCGAGCAGGGGAAUGAACCAGCUUGGGGGCAGCCC
This is a messenger RNA of Effrenium voratum, 783 nucleotides long. Lineage: Eukaryota; Dinophyceae; Suessiales; Symbiodiniaceae. The record is from the annotation of a GenBank genome assembly.